UAGUGAUUUGGAAGCAUACGUACUCCUUCUUUGGUCCCUGGCCAAGAAUGAUCAUCCUCUGAAGAUGUUUUCAUGUGGCAAUUUUGAAACUUUACUGAUCAAGGAUGAAAAAUCUAAAGUUCAGGACCUGAAAAAAGACUUGGUUAACUUCCACAAAGAGAACUAUGUCGGUUCGGCGAUGACGUUUUGUAUACAAGGAUAUGACACACUUCUAAACAUGGAAGAGCUCGUAGUAAAACAUUUGGAUGUGGUCCCAGUGGGUGAUAAAUGCUUACGAAAGGAGAUGGCGAUCCCCUCAAAUCAUAGAGAUCCAUAUAAUACUUCAGAAUUCAAAAAAAUGUACAUCAUGGAGGGGAACACACUUCAGAUGCUAAUUGCCUGGGCCCUUCCUCCAGAAGUUGGUCAGGAUUUUAAGAAUAAUCCAUUUGAGUUCUGGGGUUCUCUUCUUGAAGACGAGGGGACGCAUGGUUUGCCUUAUCUUCUCCGCCAACGGGGGUUGAUUACAGACUUUAGUGCGUCAAUUCCUGAUAUCGACUAUUGGAGGAAUGAAUAUUGCACAAUGUUUGAAGUCCGUUUAGUUCUCCGCAAGAAUGUCGUGCUCAAUUGCGAUGGUCAUAAGAAGGAAGGCAACCUUUUCAUAAACCUCGAAAACAUUAUGGAAACAGUUUAUGAAUAUUUAGGGAAGCUAAGGCAAACAUCUCUAAAACAACGAAAAGCGGCUUGGGAGGAAUUUUCGAAAACUAAAAACGAGUAUUUCGACUACUCCAUUCCAGUGGAAGGUGUAAACUAUACGACAAAAUGUGCCGUUGCCUUACAAACUCUGCCUGAUGAGGCAAUCCUGACGUCAGAAAGGGUUGUCACAGAGUACAACGACCAAGUCAUGCGUGGUUAUCUGGAGCAACUUACUCCUUCCAACAUGAAUGUGAUAACCAUCCUUCCGAGAGAAGUGGUCAAUACGUAUGCGGCAGAACUGAAAAAAUGUGACGCUGCAGUUGAGCCCUACACAAAGAGGAAGUUUUGGUCGAAACUUAUCGAGGUCGAGCGUCUCAACAAAUUGUUGAAGAAUAAGGCAACCACGCCAUUAUUGAUUCCGACAAAUAAUCCGAUCUCUUCCGAGUCUCAAACUCAAUUUGCGUGUGUCCAUAAAAUUCCUCCAAAAUUGAUUGCUUUAAAUGCAAAGUGUCAAGUCACACACGUGGGGAACUUUGGAGACGACUGGUUCAUUGGGAACGUCAAUAUACACACAUUUUCAUCUGCCAGUGUUUUUCGAUUGAACCACACAAAUUUAUGUAAACUCUACUUGCUGCAAUCCUAUUUGCAACAAGUUGUUCUUCCUGACGCGAGUGAAAUUGGCAGAGCUGGACUACAAGUGUCGAUUGAUCUUGUUUAUGACUCACUUCGUAUUCAACUUUCUGGGUUUCCAAACAACCUACCGCUGGCCCUGAAGAAAAUCAUGCUGCACAUAUUUCCUAAUGAGGAAUCCAUUUCUCAAGUUGCGUUCGAUGCUGCCAAAGAGAGUUUGCUAUAUGGCGUGUCACAUUCGUUGGGACAAGGAGCCUUCUUGAUUAACAAUCUCCUUGACGAGGCAGUGACGUGUGAUUCGCCUUCUUUUCGAAACGCUAUAAACACAAUUUGCAAUGUUGACUUCCAAACUUUUGUUACUUUUACAAGGACGUUCGCAAAUUCUACAUUUGUGUGGGCGAGUUUGGAAGGCAACAUGUCUGCCAAGAAUUGUGAAGAUAUUGCUAUUAUUCUUAGCACUCUCAAUUACUACCCUGUAAUUUCUGGUUGGAAAAAUUCCACCUUGCUGGUGAAACCGGAAAGGUUUGCGCUUCCCUUGGAGAAAAGGUGCAUUCGCGUCAAAAGUGAAUUUAGGAAAGAAAAGAAUUCGGUUGUUAGAAAUUGCUAUCAAUUUGCAACCAAUCUCCACCAAACACAUGCUUCUGUCAUCGUGAAUUUUUUAGGGAUGUGCAUGCGAGCCCCAUACUUUCAAAUCUUAAGAACCGAGGAACAAGUUGGGUAUAAACUGCACAUUCUUCAUUUCCAAAACUACUUACCUUAUCCUUGUAUUUUUGCGGACGCCGUAUUUCCUGCUCACAAAACAACCCUUUGUGAAGUGGACGCCAAGAUAGACAACUUUUUUGUCAAAUUUUGGGAAAGGAAUCUGAAAAACAUGAAUGAUGCAGAAUUCAGAGAACUGAAACACUUGUGGGGUAUACCUGAUGACCUGAAUUUACAAGAUGUAAAAACAUUUUAUGAACAUGCCUUUAUUCAAAACGGACCAACUGGAAAAGGGAUAAAAGUUCACGUCAGUAAAAUUUCAGUUCAGGUGUUAGGAAUGGAUAGAGAAAAUUGUGAAGGAUUUAUUAAGUGCAAAGAAAGUAAUUGGGCUAAACCCAUGAAGGAAAAAGACCAGCCGAUUUCCUUCUGCACGGACGCGGACGAUCUUUGUGAAGGGGUGCAUUAUUUUGUUCGAGAUAUUCAGUGGUUCCGGGAUGGGAAAUUUCAAUGAUCAUAACUUAUUUGCAUAAUCUCAAUGCUGGGUGUACUAUUUGCUUAGUAAUAUACUAAAUUCAUGUAGCUGAUAAAACCAAACUGCCGCAGUAUUUUUGUACGCACACAAAAUUAUGAAAACGAAUAAAAUGAUUUUAAAACAUGUUUUAAAAUAAUACUACAAAUUGUGGGUAUUGCAAGUAUUAUUGUUGUAAUGGUGUAUAGAUAUGUAUGUAUAUACGAAGACAAGAUUCCAUUGGGGUGCAAUUUAUGUAUUUCUAUGAAAUUGCGUUCUGCAAUGUGCAUACAA
Molecule: messenger RNA, 2803 nt
Organism: Folsomia candida
Lineage: Eukaryota; Metazoa; Arthropoda; Collembola; Entomobryomorpha; Isotomidae
Product: putative zinc protease mug138
Exons: 13
Coding region: 65-2512 (815 amino acids)
Molecular function (GO): metal ion binding
Source: RefSeq, a predicted model, not a curated record